CUCUUCCAUAUUAUUUACUUCUAUUUAUCUUCUCUCAUUCUAUCAAAACAAACAGACCCUUUCCUUUCCCCUUUUUAACCAGUGGCCACACCUCUCUUACUCGCAACCCUUUCCGCCACCGUAAUUGUCAUUUUCCAGCCACCUCAUCAUAUUUUCCUAUGGCGAAAGCAACGGCAAUGUCACUCCCGAAUGAAGUGAUGAUCGAAAUUCUCUCAAGAGUUGAUUUAAGUAAUCAUCUUGAGUUGAGGUGCGUUUGCAAGCUUUGGAAAUCGUUAGUUCUUGAUCCUCUUUUCAUGACGAAUCACUUUCGUACUUCGGACAACGACCUCACUUUUAUAUGUCGUAAGACCGAUGAACAAUUCAAUGCUCUCAAAUCUCGUAUUAAAGAAGAGCAAGAAAAAGAAGAUGACGGCAACGAGGAAGAUCUUGAUCUUGGUUUUAAUGGUGCUGCUGCUGAAGAGGAGGAUGAAGAAGAUGGUGAUGUUGAUUCUGAAGAGGAGGAAGAAGAAGAAGAAGACGGUGAUGUUGAUGCAGAAGAGGAGGAAGAAGAAGAAGAUGGUGACGUUGAUGCUGAAGAAGAAGAGGAAGAAUGGAAGAUGAAUGUGUUGGCUGAGCUAAAUACAUUUAUGGAAAAAGCGAAACAAUUGGAGAAGAAGGGAGAAAAUCUGGAUAAUCUGGAUGAAAAAUGGAUGAUAAUUAAGGUGGCUGUGAUGGAUAAUUCUUUGGUGUUUAUUAGAUAUUUCAAAAACUUGAUGCUGAAUUUUCUCGAGUCUAUCAAGUCUAUGGAGGAUAGAAUGGAAUUAAAAGGGAACUUAGAAAGUAUCAGAGUUGAAAUGCAAACUAUGGAGGGUGUAUGGUGUCUUGAGGCGUGUUGUUUUACCUGGAGGGGUUGGUGGUCUGGUAUUGUCUUUGGGCUUCUGUUCGGAUAAUGUCUGUAGCAGGGUUCUUUAGCAAUGCAAUUUCUGUUUCUGAAUUUUUCUGUUAUGCAGAAUGACUGGUUUUUUUAUUCUGUUACAUUAUCUUCUGUUGUUACA
This is a messenger RNA of Medicago truncatula (barrel medic), 1034 nucleotides long. Its product is annotated as myelin transcription factor 1-like protein. Lineage: Eukaryota; Viridiplantae; Streptophyta; Magnoliopsida; Fabales; Fabaceae. Bases 159 to 929 code for a protein of 256 amino acids. Gene Ontology annotation, molecular function: protein binding. The transcript is spliced from 2 exons. The record is from RefSeq and is a predicted model, not a curated record.